GGGUCGGGUCAAAAGAAAGAAGGAAGGAAACUCCAUUGAAGAAGAGCUCAAAGAAAGAAUGUUAAAGAGAGAUCUCAGCCGCUUCAAAAUUGGUUUCCGUCUUCCUUCGAACUUAAAGUUUGAUCAACUCCACUAAUCCUCAUUUCUUGAACAAAAACCAUCGGACAUUGGAUUUUUUUUGGAUUAUGUAGCACUCAAUUCAUUGCACAACAACAAUGGCAUCGAUCCGGAGAACUCUUUCGCCAGCUCACCAUGACCGCCCCUACCAGAAUGGCGCCUCCGUUUCUUCUCCUUCUCACAAGAACCUCCUCUCCACUACUUCUAAAUACUCACCCUCGACCCUUCCUUCCGCCGUCGCCGCUUUCGCUCUUAACUUUCGCCGCAAGGGACCUCCAGGGUUGAGGAAAGCCUUUGGCAGGUGGGCGAUUUUCUUCUUGAUUGGCUUCCUGCUCGGAAUGAUGCCCUUAGGUCACGUCGACGACAUUCUGGCUCGGGAUUUCUCCUUUGACAUAAAGCCAUCGCACGUGAACGUGAGAUUCGAAGACGAGGCCGCCGAAGCCGGCGGCAGUGGAGAUCGGGUUGUGAAGCCUGAGCAGGAUUUUAUGGUGGACGUGAGGCUUGGCGUCGAGACCCAGGCCAAGUCGAACGAUGAGCUUGUUUUUGUGCCGAAGACAGAGCUGAUUGUGGUGACUCCGACAUAUAAUCGGCCUUUGCAGGCGUAUUUCUUGAAUAGGUUGGGGCAGGUGUUGAGACUGGUGCCUCCGCCAUUGCUGUGGAUUGUGGUGGAAAUGAAUUCGGCGUCGAUGGAGACCGCCGAGAUUUUGAGGAAGACUGGCGUUAUGUAUAGGCAUUUGGUUUGUGUUAAGAAUUCGACGGAAGUAAAGGACCGAGGUGUGCAUCAGAGGAACACUGCUUUGGAGCAUAUUGAGCAUCACAGGCUCGAUGGCAUUGUUUAUUUUGCUGAUGAUGACAACAUAUAUUCGCUUGAAUUGUUCUACAGCUUGAGAAGCAUUAGUCGUUUCGGCACUUGGCCAGUUGCAAUGCUUGCACAAAGCAAAAACAAAGCCAUAUUGGAAGGUCCAGUGUGCAAUGGGAGUCAAGUCGUUGGAUGGCAUACUAAUGAGAAAAGUAAGAGACUACGAAGAUUUCAUGUUGAUAUGUCAGGAUUUGCUUUCAACAGCACAAUUUUGUGGGAUCCAAAGAGAUGGCGACGCCCCGCAUCAAUUCCCGUUCGACAGUUAGACACAGUAAAGGAGGGUUUCCAAGAGACAACUUUUUUAGAGCAAGUGGUUGAGGAUGAAAGUCAGAUGGAAGGUACACCUGUGGGUUGUUCAAGGAUAAUGAACUGGCAUCUUCAUUUGGAAGCUCACGGUCGUGUUUAUCCCAGUGGAUGGCUGCUCCAAAAGUACCUUGAUGUUGCUAUCCCUCUCAAGUGAUUGACAUCAAUCUAGCAGUUUUGAUACUUGUAGCUUACGAGAGAUAAUAUUUCAUCUCAUUGGUUCGUCCCCCUGGAUAGAUUGGGGGAAUUGCCGACAGCCAAAGAUUAAUCAGCAUCAAAAUGGACACAAUUGGCAAUGAUAGAAACAGAGGAUCAAAUAUUGUUUUCCCCCUGCUUGAUAUUCUUUUACAAAAACAUUGUCAUCGAUAUUGUUGUAGAGUUCUGGUGCUUGUUUUACUGUCUUCUCUUGUUUGAUAGACAAAACAGUUACCAUCCUUAUCCCUCGGAAAUGCAACGGAUAAGUUUGUUGAGGAUUCAUACUGUCAUAUGAUGUAAAGCUUUGUAUGAUAUCAAUGGCAUCCUUGUCCAAAAUAUUUUCAAAUUUUCAAGACAGUCUGCCUUUGGUAUUUACUUUGUAUGAUGAGGUAUAGGUGGCGCCGUUGGCACAUUACCUCUCUUGUAAAAGUAAGAAGUAAAGAUGCACCUUAUCUGAUA
Messenger RNA from Humulus lupulus (European hop), 1933 nucleotides. Its product is annotated as probable beta-1,4-xylosyltransferase IRX9H. Lineage: Eukaryota; Viridiplantae; Streptophyta; Magnoliopsida; Rosales; Cannabaceae. The transcript is spliced from 4 exons. Gene Ontology annotation, molecular function: xylosyltransferase activity; galactosylgalactosylxylosylprotein 3-beta-glucuronosyltransferase activity. Gene Ontology annotation, biological process: glucuronoxylan biosynthetic process; plant-type secondary cell wall biogenesis. Gene Ontology annotation, cellular component: Golgi membrane. Bases 216 to 1436 code for a protein of 406 amino acids. The record is from RefSeq and is a predicted model, not a curated record.